This is a messenger RNA of Nannospalax galili (Upper Galilee mountains blind mole rat), 1830 nucleotides long. RefSeq names its product basic leucine zipper and W2 domains 2 (gene Bzw2). The coding region runs from base 165 to 1424 and encodes 419 amino acids. Gene Ontology annotation, molecular function: protein binding. Gene Ontology annotation, cellular component: membrane; cytoplasm. The record is from RefSeq and is a predicted model, not a curated record. Lineage: Eukaryota; Metazoa; Chordata; Mammalia; Rodentia; Spalacidae. The transcript has 12 exons.
GAGGCGGAGCUACGCCGGGUUCCGUGUGUCUAUGUCAAUGUGUCUGUCCUUCACUCCUCCAUUGUCUGCCUCCGCCGCUGCAGCCUCCGCCGCCACUGCCGCUGCAGGACCCGCCGCAGCCGCCAGCCCCGCGCGUCGUCGCUCCCUCCCUGGACAGUAAUUUUAUGAAUAAGCAUCAGAAGCCAGUGCUAACAGGCCAGCGGUUCAAAACUCGGAAAAGGGAUGAAAAAGAGAAAUUCGAACCCACAGUCUUCAGGGAUACACUUGUCCAAGGGCUUAAUGAAGCUGGUGAUGACCUUGAAGCUGUAGCCAAAUUUUUGGAUUCUACGGGCUCAAGAUUAGAUUAUCGUCGCUAUGCAGACACACUCUUUGAUAUCCUGGUGGCUGGCAGUAUGCUUGCCCCUGGAGGAACACGCAUAGAUGAUGGUGACAAGACCAAGAUGACCAACCACUGUGUGUUCUCCGCAAGUGAAGAUCACGAAACCAUCCGAAACUAUGCUCAGGUCUUCAAUAAACUCAUCAGGAGAUACAAGUAUUUGGAAAAGGCAUUUGAAGAUGAAAUGAAAAAGCUUCUCCUCUUCCUUAAAGCCUUUUCUGAAACGGAGCAGACAAAGUUGGCAAUGCUGUCUGGGAUCCUGCUGGGCAAUGGCACCCUUCCAGCCACCAUCCUCACCAGUCUCUUCACUGACAGCUUAGUCAAAGAAGGCAUUGCAGCCUCAUUUGCUGUCAAACUUUUCAAAGCCUGGAUGGCAGAAAAAGACGCCAAUUCUGUUACCUCUUCCUUGAGAAAAGCCAACUUAGACAAGAGGCUGCUCGAACUCUUCCCAGUGAACAGACAGAGUGUGGAUCAUUUUGCUAAAUACUUCACUGAUGCAGGGCUGAAGGAGCUAUCAGACUUUCUCCGAGUCCAGCAGUCACUGGGCACCAGGAAGGAACUGCAGAAGGAACUGCAAGAGCGGCUGUCCCAGGAAUGCCCGAUCAAGGAGGUGGUGCUCUAUGUCAAGGAAGAAAUGAAAAGGAAUGAUCUUCCUGAGACAGCCGUGAUUGGGCUUCUGUGGACCUGUAUCAUGAACGCUGUUGAAUGGAACAAGAAGGAAGAACUCGUUGCGGAGCAAGCUCUUAAACACCUGAAGCAAUACGCUCCCCUACUGGCUGUGUUCAGCUCCCAAGGCCAGUCUGAGCUGAUCCUCCUCCAGAAGGUUCAGGAAUACUGCUAUGACAACAUCCACUUCAUGAAAGCCUUCCAGAAGAUUGUGGUCCUCUUUUAUAAAGCCGAUGUUCUGAGUGAAGAAGCAAUAUUGAAGUGGUAUAAAGAGGCGCAUGCUGCCAAAGGCAAAAGUGUCUUUCUGGACCAGAUGAAAAAAUUUGUGGAGUGGUUACAAAACGCAGAAGAAGAAUCUGAGUCGGACGGUGAAGAGAACUAAAUGGCUCAAGAAGCACACGGCCCGACCCACGCUUGGGAAAGCAAACCUUUUGGAAGAGAACUUGGCUUCUGUUUUCACAAAGGAAAUAAACAAUAGGCUAGGCCUCCUGGUGCAGAGGCGAAGUGGUUUUCAUUUUUGUUUUGUUUUAAAUGGAGCCCUGAGGCAUCAGCUAAUACACUCGGGACUCUACCUCUCACUGUAUGCUAACUAAAGCCAUUCAACAAGGGGUCAAGUAGAACCUGAAAUUUAAUACUCAGCAGACUCCUUUUUUAGCCCUAUUUUCGGGUACUGUGUGAACGCUCCACUUGUGUCUGUGUUACUGGGCCACUUUGGUAGUUGUGUUUCUGCUUGUGUAUGUGAUUUGACAAACCAGUUUUUUAAAAUAAAUGGCUUUUUAAAAAUCCUU